AUGUCUAAUUUAUCAGAUACUAUAGGGCUUUCUGAUCAUGAAACCUCUCAAAUUGAACAAACACGAUCAUUAAAAAAACAAACCUCUCUAGAUAGCUUCUUGUUAUAUAAGAGUGUUACUGAAAGUGAAGGUUUUAGCCCAGAAGAAUCAGAUAAUGAUAUAAUUUCUGAACAAUAUAAAAUUUCAGCAGAAGCAUCUUCACCCUCUACCAUAUCUCAUUCAUUACAAAUACCUGUAAAAAGAAAAAACAAAAUACCUAUAUAUAGAAAAACACAAAAUGAAAACUGGGUGUGGUAUUACACAGAGCGUAAUAAAGUUACAAAACUAAAAUAUUGUAAAGUAAAUAUAAAUAACGGCAAUGAAAAUAUUGAGCGAUGUACAACUAUUUUCCAACCUUCUACUUCAGUUACCAAUAUUGCUUCACAUUUACAUACCGUACAUAGGAUUUUUAAGAACCAAAAAUUAGAUGUGUCUAUAGUAUCUUCAAGUGAAAACAGAAUACAAACAACAAUUAACUCUAUAUUUGAGAAACAUACUGAAAUAACACAACCACUUUCUAAAGUAAAACAAAGCGUAUAA
Molecule: messenger RNA, 579 nt
Organism: Racocetra persica
Lineage: Eukaryota; Fungi; Glomeromycota; Glomeromycetes; Diversisporales; Gigasporaceae
Source: the annotation of a GenBank genome assembly